Perca flavescens (yellow perch) is the source of this 3033-nucleotide messenger RNA. RefSeq names its product NACHT, LRR and PYD domains-containing protein 12. NCBI's taxonomy places the organism in Eukaryota, Metazoa, Chordata, Actinopteri, Perciformes, Percidae. Bases 1 to 3033 code for a protein of 1010 amino acids. Gene Ontology annotation, molecular function: protein binding. The record is from RefSeq and is a predicted model, not a curated record. The transcript has 7 exons.
AUGAAGACAGUGGACCAGAUGUUCUUGACCUACAGUAUGAACACCAUUAAAGUGACCGGAAUAGUUUUAGUGAAGAUAAAUCAGAAUGAGCUAGUGAAGAAUUUAUCAAACACCAUCUCAGAACCUGCAGAUAUUCUUGCUUCGUGCCAGCGAAAAGUCAAAUCUAACUCACAAAAGAAGUUUCUGUGUGUGUUUGAGGGUAUUGCUAAAGCUGGAAACAAAACCCUUCUGAAUAAGAUGUUCACAGAGAUCUACAUCACAGACAGAGAGACUGAAGAGGUCAAUGUUGAACAUGAGGUCAGACAGAUUGAAGCAGCAUCCUGGAAACCAGACAGACCAGAAACAACAAUCAUAUGUGAAGACAUCUUUAAAACCCCACCUGGAAGAGAUGAACCAAUCAGAACAGUGAUGACAACGGGAGUGGCUGGCAUCGGGAAAACAGUCUUAACACAGAAGUUCACUCUGGACUGGGCUGAAGGCAAAGCCAACCAGGAAAUCCAGUUCACAUUUCCAUUCACCUUCAGAGAGCUGAACAUGUUGAAAGAGAAAAAGUACAGUUUGGUGGAACUGGUUCAUUUGUUCUUUAGUGAAACCAAAGAAGCAGGAAUCUGCAGGUUUGAAGAGCUCCAGGUUGUGUUCAUCUUUGAUGGUCUGGAUGAGUGUCGACUUCCUCUGGACUUCCUCAACACUGAGAUCCUGACUGAUGUUACAGAGUCUACCUCAGUGGGUGUGCUGCUGACAAACCUCAUCAGAGGGAAACUGCUUCCCUCUGCUCGCCUCUGGAUAACCACACGACCUGCAGCAGCCAAUCAGAUCCCUCCUGAGUGUGUUGACAUGGUGACAGAGGUCAGAGGGUUCACUGACACCCAGAAGGAGGAGUACUUCAGGAAGAGAUUCAGAGAUGAGGAUCAGGCCAACAGAAUCAUCUCCCACAUCAAGACAUCACGAAGCCUCCACAUCAUGUGCCACAUCCCAGUCUUCUGCUGGAUCACUGCUACAGUUCUGGAUAAGGUGUUAAAGACCAGAGAGGGAAGAGAACUGCCCAAGACCCUGACUGAGAUGUACAUCCGCUUCCUGGUGGUUCAGUCCAAAGUGAGUAUCAAGUAUGACGGAGGAGCUGAGAUGAAUCCCGAGAGCAAGAAGAUGAUCGAGUCUCUGGGAAAACUGGCUUUUGUGCAGCUGCUGAAAGGCAACCUGAUCUUCUAUGAACCAGACCUGAAAAAGUGUGGCAUCAAUAUCAAAGCAGCCUCAAUGUACUCAGGAGUGUUCACACAAAUCUUUAACGAGGAGAGUGGACUGUACGACCACAAGGUGUUCAGCUUCGUCCAUCUGAGUGUUCAGGAGUUUCUGGCUGCUCUUCAUGUCCAUCUGACCUUCGCCAACUCUGGAGUCAAUCUGCUAUUGGAGAAAUGGAAAAACUGGUUGUCUAAAGUUUUCAGAGACAAAUCAGCACAGUUCUACCAGAGUGCAGUGGACAAGGCCUUACAGAGUCCAAAUGGACACCUGAACUUAUUCCUGCGCUUCCUCCUGGGUCUUUCACUGAAGACCAAUCAGAAUCUCUUACGAGGCCUGCUGACACAAACAGAAAGUAGCUCAGAGACUAAUCAGGAAACAGUGGAGUACAUCAAGAAGACGAUUAAUAAGAAUCUGUCUGCAGAGAGAAGCAUCAAUCUGUUCCACUGUCUGAAUGAACUGCAUGAUCGUUCUCUAGUGGAGGCAAUCCAACAGUCCCUGAGUUCAGGAAGUCUCUCCACAGAUAAACUGUCUCCUGCUCAGUGGUCAGCUCUGGUCUUCAUCUUACUGUCAUCAGAAGAAGAUCUGGACGUGUUUGACCUGAAUAAAUACUCUGCUUCAGAGGAGGCUCUUCUGAGGCUGCUGCCAGUGGUCAAAGCCUCCAAAAAAGCUCUACUGAGUGGCUGUAACCUGUCAGAGAGAAGCUGUGAAGCUCUGUCCUCAGUUCUCAGCUCCCAGUCCUCUAAUCUGAGAGAGCUGGACCUGAGUAACAACGACCUGCAGGAUUCAGGAGUGAAGCUGAUUUCUGAUGGACUGAAGAAUCCACACUGCACACUGGAGACUCUCAGCCUGUCAGGCUGUCGGAUCUCAGAGAAAGGCUGUUCUUCUCUGGUCUCAGCUCUGAGCUCCAAUCCCUCCCAUCUGAGAGAGCUGGACCUGAGCUACAAUCAUCCAGGAGACUCAGGAGUGAAGCUACUGUCAGCGCAACUGGAGGAUCCUCUCUGGAGACUGGCCACUCUCAGAAUGGGUGCUUAUGGAAAUAUUAACGACACUAUGUCACAGGCAAAGGAGACAGAAAGACCUGAGGAACAGGAAGACCAGGGACAGUCAGGUGUAGUCUCAGGUACAUGUGAGAAACAGGGAGACCAGGGACAGUCAGGUGUAGUCUCAGGUACAUGUUUGAAACAGGGAGACCAGGGACAGUCAGGUGUAGUCUCAGGUACAUGUGAUGAACAGGGAGAACAGGGACAGUCAGGUGUAGAGUCUCAGGAACUCACACUGGACACAAACACAGUGUACAGAUACCUCAAACUGUCUGACAACAACAGGAAGGUGACAGUAGUGGAGGAGGAUCAGCCAUAUCCUGAUCAUCCAGAGAGGUUUGACUCCUCCUCCUGGUGUCCUCAGCUGCUGUGUAGAGAUGGUCUGACUGGUCGCUGUUACUGGGAGGUAGAGACGAGAGGAGAGGUUGAUAUAUCAGUGAGUUACAGAGGAAUCAGGAGGAGAGGAGCCAGUGAUAACCGUAGGUUUGGAUAUAAUGAUCAGUCCUGGAGUCUGACCUGCUAUGAUGGUCGUUACUCUGUCUGUCACAAUGACAGAAGAACACUCAUCUCCCCCCCCUCUGCCUCUGGUAGAGUAGCAGUGUAUGUGGACUGUCCUGCUGGCUCUCUGUCCUUCUACAGAGUCUCCUCUGACUCACUGAUCCACCUCCACACCUUCAACACCACAUUCACUCAGACUCUCUAUCCUGGGUUUGGGCUCUGGUGGCCUGGUUCCUCAGUGUCUCUGUGUCCUGUUUAA